Tripterygium wilfordii is the source of this 1572-nucleotide messenger RNA. RefSeq names its product kinetochore protein NUF2 homolog. The record is from RefSeq and is a predicted model, not a curated record. NCBI's taxonomy places the organism in Eukaryota, Viridiplantae, Streptophyta, Magnoliopsida, Celastrales, Celastraceae. The transcript has 11 exons. Gene Ontology annotation, molecular function: protein-containing complex binding. Gene Ontology annotation, biological process: meiotic chromosome segregation; mitotic spindle organization; kinetochore organization. Gene Ontology annotation, cellular component: Ndc80 complex; kinetochore. The coding region runs from base 209 to 1432 and encodes 407 amino acids.
ACGGAAUAAUUUGGGCGGGAAAUUUUUGGAGUCAAUUAUUUCUCUGGCUUCCUAUUUUUGGUACUCGAAUAAGUUAAAAGGAAAGAGGAAAUUUAUUCUACGUUUGUGCUACAAAUUUGAAAUGUCUCUCUUACUGGACUAGAGCUGGAUCCCUAAGGUAAGGUAAGGUGGUGUCUGUGACUGUGACUGUGACUGUGAAUUUAAGGCGAUGUCAAAGUUUGAAUACCCGGAGCUAUCGCGCGCGGAGAUGGUGACGAUAUUGAGGGAGUCACAGGUUGCAAAGAUCACAGAGAAUGAUCUCAAGAACCUCAGCUCGGAUUUCGUUUCGGAUCUUUAUACCCGGUUCUUGAUCUACCUCGACAUUCUUCACGAAGAAUAUCAAGGACAAGUUGAGUUUGCAGCUCUGGAGCAGCUUGAGAACCCAGACUUUCACGUAGACUCAGUCCGGGUUAUGAAUCUAUGCAACAGGAUAAAAGAGGUGGUGAUCUCAGUGGAUUGCCCUGUGAUAUUUACCCUGAAAGAUCUGAUAAGGCCCGAUACAAUCAACACCGAGCUUUUCUUAAGUGGAAUUCUCAAUUUCUGUCUUUACAAGAACUCCAAAAUGAAUGAUCUGAGGCCUAUAGCAGAGGCGUUGACCCUUCUCGAUGAGAAGCGGAAAGAGUGGGAGGCUAAGAUUUCCCAGCUUAAUGCUGAUAUUUCAGGCUAUUAUGAAGCAAGAGAUAGGGAGUUACCAUUUGUUCAGGAUAUUGAUGUUCAAGUCAAACAAUCGCAUCAAACAAUAGCAGGCCUCAACAGCCAUCAGAUGUUGCUUAGAGCUUCGUUCAGGAAGUUGAAGGAUAAAACUGUAGAAAUGAGUGAGAAGAUUUCUAAAGCUGAGUUCGAGCUGGUGCAAAGUGUGCAAGAAAAUGUAAAUUUGCAUUCUAAAAUUUUUCAAUCACCAGAUAAGUUGCAGAGGGCCUUAGAGGAGAAAAAAUCAGUACAGAAGGGUGCAAAGAAUUCUGAGAGAUCGGCAAUGCAGUCUUUUCAAGAAAGAAAUGCCAUUCUUGAAGUUUACUUGAAGGCUUUCCGUAAGAUGUCAAAGCACUUUGCCCUGAUGCAGAACAUACAAGAACAGCAGGAUGAAUUAAGAAUUCAAUUGGAAAAAGAAAGGAACCUCAAGUUCAAGGAGGCAAAUACAGAACUUAAUAACGUGAAGCUGGAUGUGGAAUCUAGGAGGCUUAAUCUGGAAGCAAGACAAAGGAACGUUGAAGCUGCAAUAGCAGAGGUGGAUGCCAUUACCGUGAGAACUAAUUUUGUGAAAGAAUCAGGAGAAGCUAAACUGCAGAAGUUAGCUCGCAAAUGUGAAGAGGUUGUGGAACAGUUUCAACGAUACACCAACUCCUUAGGUCUUUUGCUUCCAAUGGUUGAGCUGGAGCCAAAUGUUGUUCUAUAGAGCAGGUGCGCGUGCAGGAGCAAUACCCAGACCCGGGAUACUAUGCACCUAUUUUCCAGUUCUUGACUGGCCUCCACAAAUACUUGAAAAUAGGCCGUCAAGUUCAUGGCCACAUGGCGCUUCGUGGAUUCCAACCCAAC